Molecule: messenger RNA, 906 nt
Organism: Rosa chinensis
Lineage: Eukaryota; Viridiplantae; Streptophyta; Magnoliopsida; Rosales; Rosaceae
Exons: 2
Coding region: 289-621 (110 amino acids)
Source: RefSeq, a predicted model, not a curated record
AAGAAGUGUUUUGGAGCGAAACAGAAUGGCCGGACUCUUCCUACCUACUAUAAUGAAUUGGUGGGAAUGUUUCAGGAGAUUGAUCAGCGUAUGGCCUCUCAAAAUUACAUGGUGGCUGCAGUAGUUCAAGAAACUACUACCAUGGCACGGAUGCGAGUUCACAUGUUUCUUAGUGGACUCGAUUCAGAGUAUGAUCAAGUCCGUGGUGAGAUUCUGCGCAAAGACCCAAAAUUCGACCUGGAGUAAAGUUAUGCAUAUGUUCGGAAGGUGCAUUCUGAGAGGCAAGCAAUGGGGCAUGCCUCUGAAUCUUCUGUCAUGGUUGUCCAACGCAAACAGGGUCCUCCUCCAGGCUUCUCAACUCCGCCGCAACGCCAGCCUCUGGGUAAAACAAAUCCAUAUGCAAAUACCAAGUGUCCAAUCUAUGGAGCUUUGGGUCAUAGCAAGCAACGGUGCUAUGAAGUAAUUGGCUACCCUGAUUGGUGGGAUUUCACCAAGAAACCGCGGAAGAAUCUUGGAAAAGUUGUCGUGGCUACUACAGGGGAAGAGCAAUCAUCUAACGCCUCUGCUAAUGUAGCACAGUCAGGACAUUCUGACUCGGCAGAUUCUUGGUUAUGGUGUUAGAAGGGGGAAACUCUACUACUUGGAUCUGACAGACAGUGGAGAGCAACAGUUGUUAGGACAAGUGAAUCAGGUCAAUGGAGUAGAGAAUGCUAAAGAAUUAGUGUGGCUGUGGCAUCGUCGUUUGGGUCAUCAAUCUUUUAGUUAUCUUAAGAAAUUGCAACCUCAUUUGUUUUCGAUUGUCAGUGAUUCAGAGUUUCGUUGUGAUGUAUGUGAACUGGCUAAGAGUCAUCAAAUUUCAUAUUCACCUAGUUUUAAUAAAAGUCCUAUUUCGUUUAUGAAAAUUCA